Molecule: messenger RNA, 916 nt
Organism: Piliocolobus tephrosceles (Ugandan red Colobus)
Lineage: Eukaryota; Metazoa; Chordata; Mammalia; Primates; Cercopithecidae
Gene: PRRT1B
Product: proline rich transmembrane protein 1B
Exons: 4
Coding region: 1-873 (290 amino acids)
Cellular component (GO): membrane
Source: RefSeq, a predicted model, not a curated record
AUGAGGGAGCCCCUGGCUGCUGGGAGGGGGUUGAGGCAGGACGUGCCCAGGGGCUCGGCAUUCCCGGCCAUUGUGAUCACUGUGGCAAGCAUCCCUGCUUCCACCUGGUCCAACACGAAAGGGGGCGGCAGCCCCGCCACCCCCGAGAACCCCCGGAGUCCCCCGAAGCCCGCCGCCCCCGAGGAUCCCCAGAUUUCCGCGCAGCCCGCGCUGCCGCAGCUCCCGUGCCGCCCGCGGCCCCUGGACGAGGAUGGGGCGCCCAGCGAGGACGGCGCCGCGGCGGGCAGCGAGCCCGCACCAGAGGACGCCCUGGCCCAAGCGGCGGGCGAGGCCGGUCCGGCUUCCAAGGCGGCGGCCAGCAGCGCCCCACACAUCGGCUUCGUUGGGGAGCCCCCGCCCUACGCGCCCCCGGACCCCAAGGCCGCGCCUUUGCUGUACCCGCCCUUCCAGCAGGUGCCGGUGCUCCUGCAGCCCGCGCCGUCUGCGCUCUUCCCACCGCCCGCUCAGCUCUACCCGGCCGCGCCCACGCCACCCUCGCUCUUCCCGCCGCCCGCCGGGGCCGCCUUCCCCUUCCCCGUGUACAAUAGCCCGAUGGCUGGCAUGCCAGGCCCUGUCACGGUCGAGCACAGGCCCCUGCCAAAGGACUACAUGAUGGAGUCAGUGCUGGUGACGCUUUUCUGCUGUCUGCUCACCGGCCUCAUCGCCAUCGUCUACUCCCACGAGACCCGUGCAGCCCUGGGCAGGGGCGACCUGGCCCAGGCCGAGGAGGCCUCGCGGAAGGCCCGCUCGCUGGUGCUCUUCAGCCUGCUCUUCGGGGUCUUCGUGUCCACCAGCUGGGUCAUCUACGUGGUGGUGGCUCUCUAUCUUCCCUGAGGCUGUGGCUCCUGCGGGGAUGCUGGAUGCCGGGAUGCACAGG